GAGCACGAGAGGAAAAUGAAAAUGUUGCAAGAUGAGUUAGAGAGACUGCGUUUGCAAGCGUUGCGUGACGCCGAAGAAAUUACUAGAAUUGAAGACGAAGAACAAAGAGAGAAUUUGGAUGUCCAACGACGCGAAGCAGAGAGGUUAGCGAGAGAACUAAAGGAAGAGGAAAAAAUGCUCAAAUUAAAAGAAACACUGAUGAAUUACGACUUUCAAUGUCGCCCACUUAUCAGGAAAGAAGCCUUCCUUGAUUUGCAGGUAGACGACAUUGAAUUAAUCCGCAUUGCCUUAAUCGGGCCAGCAGGUUCCGGAAAGACCAGUUUCAUAGGAACACUACAGCGAGCCAUCGGAGAAACUCAAAGCGCUUUCGAACAUGGACUUGGAGGAGAAGGUACUAUUCUGCUCCAUGAAUAUUACGUGCAAAAAUAUAUUCGGAUGCUAGACACGAGGGGAUUUUUCGCUCAGGACGAAAAGCUUGUGGAUGAAUGCCUGGACAUCCUGACAGGAAGAAUUCGCCCUGGAGAGGAAAUUGAGAGAGAACACGAAAAAUCUGAAAAUCGCUCUAGCGAUGGAGGGCAGGACCCGAUGAAGACAACAAAGAAGACUUCUCCGCUCUCUAAAUGCGUACACGCUGUAAUUUUUGUCGUAAAAGGAAACGACCGUCGACUGGAAAAAGGCAUUUACACUGAGCCGCUUAGGAAAAUCCGGGCUCACUUUCAAAGAAAUGGUCACGCUCCUGUAACCGUAAUCACGUGUCUGGACAAACUGAAAACUGAAGAGGACCAAAGAGAUGCGUGUUACUUGGCAGCUAGGGUAACUGGCGGUCCAGGAGAAAGAACUCACCUCAUUUCUAACUAUACAAAAGAAAAUAACUGCAGGAGUCUUGCAGUAGAAAGAAGCGCUCUUGACAUUUUGGAGUCUGCCUUAAUUUCUGCUGAAAGCUUCAUACGAGUACACAAGCAGAAAGAGAAAAAUCAGAUAGAAAGGGAAAUAAUGGCCUCAGAACCAAAAAGUGGAGCAGACAGUGUUGAGAGGUUCUUUGCCCGUCUCAUGCAAAAGCACCACUGGACCGAACAAGGGAAAGUAAAUUCUGUACUUGACCACCUGAGAAGACAGGAAAUCAACACUGUCAUGGUCCUUAAGGAAAUGUGGGAAGAAGUCAAGUCGGACCUGCCAUUGUCAAUGGGCAUGAAGAAAGUUUUAGAACAGGAGAUGGGACGUAUUUAAAGUACAACUUUAACAAAAGAGCCAAACGUACUUAUUUUAUCUUUUGUUAAGCGAUAAAAUUGAGGCACAUAGGUAGGUAGAUAAUCUUUAUUUACCCACGGACAAUUCAUCAGCCAUAAAAACAUUCAAACAUAUAAACAUGCAUUAAAUGGAUAAGAUACGAUAAAAACUAUACUUAAAGCACAAACCUAACUAAAGCUGCUUUCCAAGAAUGCCGUGCCUGAACGUACUUCUUUAAUUAAACGCUUUAAUAACCCAAGGGACUCUGCUUGUCUUAUGUCACGGGGAAGUCUAAUCCAAAGAGUGGUGCCACUAUAGCUAAAGAUAUUUUUGUAAUAGUUUGUGCGCGGCAAAGGAACAUUAAGCUUAUUACAUCUUAUUUAGAAGCACUAUAAGAGCUUCGUUACUUUGGUGUUGGGAAUAUAAAUGGAAAUAACAUAUUGGCAAAAACCACUCAGUUAACAAAAAUAUUGUAAGCAGUUGAUAAUUUCCUAUUUCAAUGACGCUUUUACUUUGUAAGUAGAGUAAUUGUUACCUUUUCUUUCUGAGAGAAACUAUUCCAUUUAA
Pocillopora verrucosa is the source of this 1794-nucleotide messenger RNA. The record is from RefSeq and is a predicted model, not a curated record. NCBI's taxonomy places the organism in Eukaryota, Metazoa, Cnidaria, Anthozoa, Scleractinia, Pocilloporidae.